Messenger RNA from Ciona intestinalis (vase tunicate), 1653 nucleotides. The record is from RefSeq and is a predicted model, not a curated record. NCBI's taxonomy places the organism in Eukaryota, Metazoa, Chordata, Ascidiacea, Phlebobranchia, Cionidae.
GCAGUUCGAAUUGAUGACGUAGGAGCCAUUAUCGGAGCCGGGAAAGUCCCCAAGUAUGACGUGGCAGGGGAAGUGUCUCCAGGGGGAAGACGGAACGACAUCGCGCGUGGGUGGAUAUGUUAUGUUGCGGAUGAAUUCGAAAAAGGCGGCAGUAAUAAUCGUUUCAAUCGUAAUAACUAUUGGAUUUGUAGCGGCUAUUCUUGUAUGUAUACCAAACGUUAAUACAGUCGACGUCACCAAGACACUACCAAAUAACGAUCGCAUACCGAACGUAGCUGAAGGUGACGUCACGACGACACUACCAAAUAAGUGGGUAUUCCCCUGUAUUGACCCCAUCUUUAACCUCACUCAAAUAUUUCCAACAAAAUUGACGAGACUUUGGUUUUCCUCGAACUAUGAUGUAGAAGGGAGCCAUAAGAUGGAGCCAGAGAGCGGUGGGGAGGAAACAAUAAAAAUGGGCGAAGCUAGCCAUUGUUACGUCACUGAGGACAGUUACCUUAACCUUUCGUGUGAUUGGUGGGUUAUGGAGGGUCUUACUCCGUUAUAUUCGCUCAAGAAACCUCGUAAAUAUAUGGAGUGCGUGGGGAUGAGGGCUCCUGCCGAGGCAGAGGAAACCGCUGUAAUGUUGGGUCACAUGGGUGGCGACAACCAAUCAGAGGCUGUUAUUCUGUCACCUGUUCUAGAAGGGACAACAAUGGGUAUUAUCGUUCGAUUCUGGAUUCUUAUUAAUUGUCCAGAUGCUUUGGUGCAGGUGUUUGUGAUGUCAUGGUCAUCAAAGGGAGAUAUCCGUAUAAAUAGUAGUUGUGACAUCAUAAUCAACCAAACAAUGGAAUGGAUCGAAGUCGUUCAACUUGUUCAAGUUUCAACAUUGUUUGAUCGACACAGGGUUGGAAUAAUAGGCAUUGUGACAUCUUCACACAACUGUAGUCACCCAUGCAUGACAUCGUCACGACAACAAGUAGACGAAGGGGUUGCGUUAAAUAAAAUACAUGCAGAGUUAAUUUACCCACAAUGCAAUGCUGGACGUCAAAAAUCGAACUUAAGUUGUUCCUUUCACACGAGGUCAGCAAACACCUCACAUUCGACAACAUGUGAUUGGUCGCUGCAUAAUGAUGACAUGAUUGAGCAUAUGGAUGAUAUAUCCGAUUACCAUGAUAUCCCUCCAUCCGACCACGGGCUUGUGAUAUACUUUGAUGCAGCAAGGGUUGAACAAAAGUUUGAGGUUUCCACCCCAUGGUUGCUACCACCCAACUCGUGCUCUUGUCUCAUCCAUUUUAAAUACCUGUUCACAGAUGAAAUGCAACCUCGUGUUUCUGUGCGUCUUUACCAUAAAGACGACCAACAUAGAAAUCAUAGAUUGAUAAUAUGGUCAUCCAGAAGAGGGCGUCAUAACAUGUGGCACGAAGCGAGGGUCCCAAUAAAUUUGUUGCGAGGGGAUCAGUUUAAGAUCGUAAUCGAAGUUGACGAGAAAGAAGAUUCACGACAAACAGUGCUGGUUGAUGAUGUCACAAUGGAUAAUUGUGAUUUACAAAUAUUGGAUUGAAGCCACAACAACAACAACAACAUUGGUAUCAUUUGUGUUACAGCACAUUGCACCUCACAUUGUGGAUUGCUCGCACAUUAUCAUUUAAAUACACAAUGCACACAUAUAUA